AUGGAAGCCCUGGGGGGGCUGGAGCGGGAGACGGCGGGGUCCGCCCCGUCCCAGGCCCCCGAGCCCAUUCGCUUCGGCAUCGAUCAGAUUCUGGGUUGCCCUCCGCCGCAGAGCUGCGCGGGCGAAACGGGGCCCCUCGAGGGCCACGGCGGGGCAGCCGAGAUGGUCCCCCAAAGCGGCGGCUACGAGGCGGACUACGGCCCCGCCUGCUCCCUCGGGGCUUACGCUCUCCCGGAGGCCUCGCCCGGCAACAGCGGCGUGAUCCGAGUCCCCGCGCACCGCCCGAUGCCCUCCGUGCGCCUCCAUCCUCGGCCCGCGGGAGCCAGCCUCGCCUUCCCUUGGAUGGAGCCCAGCAGGCGACUGACCAAGGAGCGGAUGGCAGCCGCGUUGCCGCCCUUCUCCGUGACCAGGCGGGUCGGCCACCCGUAUCAGAAUCGCACGCCGCCCAAGCGCAAGAAGCCGCGCACGUCCUUCUCCCGAGCGCAGAUCUGCGAAUUGGAGAAGCGGUUCCAUCGGCAGAAAUAUUUGGCGUCCGCAGAGCGAACCGCCCUGGCCAAAGCGCUUAAGAUGACCGACGGCCAGGUCAAGACGUGGUUCCAGAACCGUCGCACAAAGUGGAGGCGACAGACGGCGGAGGACCGCGAGGCGGAGCGCCAGCAGGCCAGCCGGUUAAUGCUGCACCUCCAGCCCGACGCCUUCCCGAAGAGCCUGGGGCAGCCGCUGCAGCAGGACCCUCUCUGUUUGCACAAUGCCUCGCUCUUUGCCCUGCAGAACCUGCAGCCCUGGGCCGAGAACCACGAGGUGACUUCAGUCUCGGGAGCCGCCACCCUGGUGUGA
Molecule: messenger RNA, 837 nt
Organism: Pseudonaja textilis
Lineage: Eukaryota; Metazoa; Chordata; Lepidosauria; Squamata; Elapidae
Source: RefSeq, a predicted model, not a curated record